AUGGCCGAUGGCUUCUCACCACCCUCUUACAACCCUAAUUUUAAGUUAAUACCAUAUAUAAUCCUCCAUGAUUUGUCUCUUCUCUGUUCCUUCAUCAUAUCUCACCCUCUCUACUCCUCUUACUUCAUCUACUUCGCUCCUUACUUGAUCAAACUCGUCUCCCUUGUGUCUCCUCUGUUCAUCGUCACCGUACUUCUCUCCCUCCUCCUCACGACCACCACAGCAUUCUGCCCUAAGUUGCCGGAAUUGAAACUUGGAAUUCUUCAAAUUGCCAUAGAGGAACUCCGAUCGAACUUGAAUAAUGUUAGCGGAGACGUGGAAGAGUGUAAUUAUGAGGAUUUGGAGGUUUAUAAGAUCUUAUUUGAUUGUGCAUUAUCGAUCACGUUUUGUACCGAAGAAGCGUCGAUUGCAGAAAAUUCGGUUCACGGCAGUGUGACAAAUGAUGUUACAACUAACGAUUCUGCUUUGGAAAAAUUAUGUUUGGAGAAGAUUCAAGUAAGCCGGAGAAAUGAUGAUUCAGAGGUGGUUAACCUAAAAGAGGAAAAAGGCUUGGAAAAAUUGUUUCAAGAGUUGGAUAGAUUUGAGGAAUCUAAAACGUUGAAUCAAACAAGCGCAGAUUUUGAUAAAGUUGUUGAAGAAUUACAAAAAGCUGAGCUAGCUCCGGUGAAAAAAUUCAGUAGCGGAUCCGAUGUGAAGUCGUUGGCGAGAAAUUCAAGUGAUAACAAUAUAUUCAGUCAAUAUUCCGGUAGAUCGAGCUCGUGGAGAUCGAAUUCUUCGAGUACAGUCAGCAGCCAUGGAUCCAUGAGAGACGAGAAGGAAUGGCGGAGGACAUUAGCGUGUAAGCUUUUCGAAGAGCGCCAUAGUUCACGAGGAGGUGGAGAAGGUAUGGAUUCAUUGUGGGAAGCUUAUGAGAACGAUAGUUCAAAGGAUCGAAAGGAAACCAUGAACAGUGCCAUGAACAACAAGAAGAUGAUGCUGAUGAAGAACAGCAAUGGCGGAAUCAAAAGCUCAGACUCAGAAAAAGCAUUGAAAUUAUCAACAGGUAAGAUGAAUUUGGGAAUGAGGAAACCGAAUCUUGUGAAGAUUACGAGAGCUCUCAAAGGGUUUGGGUGGUUGCAUCAUGUGAAGAAAAAGCAUGGUAAGAAAAGUUCUGGUUCUUUCACGGAUUAA
Lactuca sativa (garden lettuce) is the source of this 1170-nucleotide messenger RNA. RefSeq lists its product as uncharacterized. NCBI's taxonomy places the organism in Eukaryota, Viridiplantae, Streptophyta, Magnoliopsida, Asterales, Asteraceae. The record is from RefSeq and is a predicted model, not a curated record.